GCUUUCAAUUUCGCUUUUUCCUCUCUCUCUCUCUCUCUCUCAUUUAUAUACAAUUUCAUAGGAAACCAGUCUAACCAGACCAUUGCUGUUUUUCCCUCUCUGAAAAUUUUCUUUCUCUCGGAUAUGGCGGAAUCUAAGAGCAAAGCGGAAUCUAUAAGGGAAUGGGUUGUCGAGCACAAGCUUCGUGCUGUUGGGAGUCUGUGGCUUAGCGGACUAGCGGGUUCGAUUGCGUACAACUGGUCUCAACCAAAUAUGAAAACCAGUGUCAGGAUCAUUCACGCUAGGUUACAUGCACAGGCUCUUACGCUGGCUGCAUUAGCUGGUGCUGCAGCUGUUGAGUGGUAUGACCACAAAUCAGGAGCAAAGGCUGAUAGAUAUUCAAAGUUCUUUCCGGCUGAUUACUCACAUAAGGAUUAAGUUUACUUUCCAUAUAACCUGCAUUGAGUAAAAUCUGAUAGGAUAUGACUAAGGGAGGAUAAUAAAGUUGCUUCUUCCUUCCCAAAAGUAUGUUUUUGUCCAUUUUCCAUCACAUUUUUAGCAGCUGUAUUGAGGUGUUUGAUAUCACAUUAUGUUGACGCAAUUCUUGUAGCUCGCAAGUAAUCAGUUUCGAGGUAAAUUUGGCAUCAAAUUUUGAGAAAACUGUGAUUUCUUUGUAUAGAGCAAUACAAGUUACAUUUUCUUUGGUUACGCUUUGUGGGGCGUGUAUAAAGCUGAAUGUGAGGUUGUGGUUGUA
Messenger RNA from Alnus glutinosa, 733 nucleotides. RefSeq lists its product as uncharacterized. The record is from RefSeq and is a predicted model, not a curated record. Gene Ontology annotation, biological process: mitochondrial respiratory chain complex IV assembly. Lineage: Eukaryota; Viridiplantae; Streptophyta; Magnoliopsida; Fagales; Betulaceae. The transcript has 3 exons. The coding region runs from base 124 to 417 and encodes 97 amino acids. Gene Ontology annotation, cellular component: mitochondrial inner membrane.